Molecule: messenger RNA, 2458 nt
Organism: Schistosoma curassoni
Lineage: Eukaryota; Metazoa; Platyhelminthes; Trematoda; Strigeidida; Schistosomatidae
Source: the annotation of a GenBank genome assembly
CAAGGAUGGUAGAUUCGGUCGACUAUGAGCAUUGGCUCACUAAUUAAGAGGGCUUUAAUUAACGGAUUUCAACUGAAAACGAGAAUACAAUGCAUAUGAAAUAUCUAAUAUCAAUUUAGUUUUCGUAGACUGGAUUCUUGACUAUGAUUGUUCUCAAUAAUUUCCCUAUCAAAACUGAUUCACUUGGAGAUAAAAAAGUUGAGACAAUUAUGAUCCCUUCCAAUAAAAGAGAAGCACCUGUUGUCAGCCCUCCUAAACCAGAUGACAACGGUCAUAAAAUCCCACUAGGUAAAGACAUAGCCUUCUUACAAAAGCAGCAUGAGGCCAUGCUGAAAGGCUUGCAUCAAGAAAUUGAAUCCUUGAAAAAAAUUAAUAAAGACUUGCAAUAUCGUCUGGUGAUGUGUACAUGUUCUGCUGGCUAUUCUGAUGAUAAUUUACCAAAAAAUAAAACCAACGAGAACUCCCUAAAACAAGAAAUAUCGAUUUUGCGGGAAGAUCUUGAAAAUGAAAGGAAGAAGAACGCACGUUUGAUGCAACAAUUAGAGGAAUUGCAAGUAUCCCAGAAUCCUGUUAGAGGUGUUUCUUUACGACUUCCAAGAUUCGCAUGUAAAAAUGGACGAUUGUCAACAUAUUCAGAGCAGAAAAAUAUUUCAAAGAAUAAUGAAAUGUUCCAGAGUUUAAAUAAAAAUCAAAUUCACCAUGAUAAUAGUGAAUUCUUAAAAGGAUGUCAGGAUGUCCCAAGUAAAAAUACCGAUUUCAUAACAGAUACAGUCACUGUAAAUAAUAACCCGAUAGCACCUACAACUGGAACAUUAUCAGUCAAUAAACUCAUACCAACCACUUCUCAUUCAGUUCCGAUUAAAUCAUCAACAACUCUGAAUAUACCAGGAAAUAAUUUCUUGACAAAACGAAGUAUUCUUCAUUCGUAUGAUAAUGAACAUGUUUUUGAAAAACAAGAAGAGGAAAUAAUCGAAUCAAAUGAUGAAUUAAUCAAUUCACACUUAUUACCAUUUCGAUUACCUGCAUUAAAUUUUAGAAAACCACUUAUUCAAGCUUCAUUGAGUAAUGAGCAACAUAAAAUGAAUACAAACAAUAUAAAGUAUUCACCUACACGUGGUUCAUUAAAGAAUGAAAAAGUAUUCAAUAGCGAAUUAAAAAUAACUCGUCCAAUAAAAAGUGCCACAGGAUACAAUAAUAACUUAACUACAUCAUUGGAAGUAUCCAUUAAUAAUCUGCAAACUAAAUCGAUUGAUUCAAAAACCUCAAAUGAUCAUUAUCAACAAUUACAUGAUUUAAAUUUAAGAAAAGUUACACAAGCUUAUUCAAUUGGAUUAAAACCAUUUCUACCAUCAUUAACAAAACCAGCAGAUGUAAUGUUGAAUCGUCAAAAUGAUCGUCAUCAAAAGAAAUCUACAAAAAGCUUACAACGUAAGCGUGCACAACAAAAUAUUUAUCCAUUUUAAAUGAUGAUGAUAAUAGUAACAUUUGGAACAAGAAUUCAAUUUGAGAAAGAAAAUCAACAUUGAAAUUUUGUUUAAAUAAGUAUAGAUAAAAAUAACAUUCCAUAUAUAUUUCUAUUUUUAAUAUUUAUUAAACUAAUAAAAAGUGGUGACCCAUACAGUGGGAGCUACUAAUCAAUCGCGUUCAUUUGAAUGAAUUAUGCUCGUUGAAUAUUGAAACAAAAAAUGUUUUAUUUAUGGAAGGCAGCAUACAUAUUAUCAAUGGAACAGUUCAGUACUCAAUAAUAAAAUCAUGCGACAAAUUUAAUUCUCAGAUGAAAUUCAAAGGUUAAAUUAUUAAAAUAUUGUAAGUAAACUUUUACUUAGUUUAUUACAUGAAGAAGAAGAAAAAAAACAGUUUUCUAAAGAUAGAAUGGUAUUUUUAUUGGUUCAUAUUAUUGUUUUCAAGAUUGUUUUAUUCAUUUCUUCUAUCCUCAUUAACAAUUAAUGAUAAUAAUUUGUUUUACUAUACUUUUAUGCUUGAUUAUUCAUCUGUGAGAACACUGAUAGAUUAUUGUCAAGAUAAUUGUGUUUGCUUGUCAUUACUUAAUUACUGACUUUUAUCAUUACUAAUAUUAUGAUUAUCGAGGUAUAUCAGCAUGAAUACAUGUGAAUUUAUACGUCAUAGCGGUAGUUACACUAUACAAUAGUAGCUAACUUUCUCCAUCAUGACAAAUACCUAUAAAUUCACGCCUAUGCAAACAAUAUAUAUAUGUAUAUCGUCUAUCCAUUCAAUAUACUCAUGUACAUGACACAACAAUCGUUGUUCAGGUGGGUUGGUAUUUAUAUCAAUUGUUUAUUACCUUCGACUUUUAAUAUUGUCAAUGUUCAAUACACGUUUAUGCAGAAUAGUGUUGAACAAGUUGAUCUGUUUACAUCUGACUUUUCAACAAAACGUAUUGUCCUCUACAUAAUAAAUUAAUAAUGAUGAUAAUAAAUAUUUAUGAAACAUGUUUUAA